CCGUUGCCUUCAGCAUGUGGAACUGGUUCAGCCUGUGGCCUGACAGUGAUGGAGUUUGCCGAGGUUUCUUGACGCGCCUCCAACUCCUCCUGCCCUUCUCGAAUCGAUCAAAUUCACUACCAUGUAAAUUCAGGUGUGCUUAGAGAGCUCCUCCUUUCUAGAGGCCAGACCCACUGCCGCGAAGAAGGGAGGCCGCAUCUCCGCCGAGCAAAAGGUCUGUGACAAUGAAAGAAGAGGUCCAUCACCGAGAAGCCUGAAUGGUGAUACCAGGACAGCUCUUUGAGACACUGGCAAUACAAGCCUGAGAUACAGGAGACGGCAAACAUGCUGAAGCCAAGUGGACUUAAAAUCCCCGGCAGGGCCGGGAAGCACUCCAGCCCAGUGGGACGGGCAUCAGGGACCACGGCAGCUGCCGUCACCACUGGUUCAAAAGAAGGCUCACCAUUACACAAGCAGGGUACCACCUCCACCGCCAGCGCCGAGAAGUCGGGUUCAAAGGUUGCCGAGGUGGGCGAUGAUUUCCUGGGAGACUUUGUGGUGGGCGAACGUGUCUGGGUAAAUGGAGUGAAGCCAGGUGUGAUCCAGUAUCUUGGGGAGACGCAAUUUGCUCCAGGCCAGUGGGCAGGGGUCGUUCUGGAUGACCCAGUGGGUAAGAAUGACGGCUCUGUCGGUGGAGUACGUUACUUUGAAUGCCAGCCGCUGCAGGGGAUUUUUACGCGACCGUCCAAGCUGACGCGGCAGCCAGUGGCCGAGGGCUCGGGGAGUGACGCCCCCUCCGUGGACUCCCUGACGGCUCAGAACUUGUCACUGCACUCGGGGACGGCCACGCCACCGCUCUCCACUCGCGUCAUCCCCCUGCGGGAGAGCGUCCUGAACAGCGCCAUGAAGACGGGCAACGAGUCUGGAUCUAACCUCUCAGACAGUGGGUCUGUGAAAAAAGGGGAGAAGGACUUACGGCUUGGAGAUCGUGUGCUGGUUGGUGGGACAAAGACAGGAGUUGUGCGCUAUGUGGGAGAGACGGAUUUUGCCAAAGGAGAGUGGUGUGGUGUGGAGCUGGAUGAACCCCUGGGGAAGAACGAUGGGGCAGUUGCUGGUACAAGGUAUUUUCAGUGCCCUCCCAAGUUUGGCCUCUUUGCUCCCAUCCACAAGGUGAUCCGGAUCGGGUUCCCCUCAACCAGCCCUGCCAAGGCAAAGAAGAGCAAACGAAUGGCCAUGGGAGUGUCUGCCUUAACCCACAGCCCCAGCAGCUCCUCCAUCAGCUCCGUCAGCUCGGUGGCAUCGUCUGUUGGAGGCAGGCCCAGCCGCAGUGGGCUGCUGACAGAGACCUCUUCUCGAUAUGCCCGGAAAAUCUCCGGUACCACAGCUCUCCAGGAGGCACUGAAGGAGAAGCAGCAGCACAUUGAACAGCUACUGGCAGAGCGUGACCUGGAGCGGGCUGAGGUUGCCAAAGCCACCAGCCACAUCUGUGAGGUGGAGAAAGAGAUUGCCAUCAUGAAGGCCCAGCACGAGCAGUACGUCACGGAGGCAGAAGGAAACCUCCAGCGAGCACGAGCCCUGGUGGAUGGGAUGCAGAAGGAGAAGAUUGAGCUGUUGAACCAGCUGGAAGAGGAGAAGAGGAAAGUGGAGGACUUGCAGUUCCGUGUGGAGGAAGAAUCCAUCACAAAGGGGGAUCUGGAGUUAACGACGGUAGCAGAGAAAUCCAGAAUCCUGCAGCUGGAGGAGGAGCUGAGCCUCAGGCGCAGCGAGGUGGAUGAGCUUCGGCAGUGCCUCAGGAGCUCCCACCAAGCAGAGACCCCUGAGCAUAACCUUGGCUUGCAGUCAGAGGCUCUUCGUCUACGAGAUCAGUUGCUGUCUGCCAACAAGGAGCAUCAGAAGGAGAGCAGCCAGCUAAAAGAGAAGUAUGAGAAGACGUUAAAGAAGUACCAGCAGGAGAUGGAGAAGCUGAAAGCUGUCAAUGAGAAGUAUUCACAGGAAAUCGUUGACCUAAAGCAUAAAGUUCAGCAAGCCACUAAUGAGAACAUGGGGCUUAUGGACAACUGGAAGUCCAAGUUGGACACAUUAGCUUCUGACCACCAGAAGUCUCUGGAGGACCUCAAAGCCACAUUGAACACAGGCCCCGACACCCAGCACAAGGAGAUUGUGGAACUGAAGGCAGUGGUGGAGAGUAUAAAGAUGGAGCACCAGCUUGAGUUGGAGAACCUGAAAGCAAAGCACGACAUUGAGACGGCUGUUCAUAUAAAGGAGAAGGAGAGCCUCAAACUGAAGUUGCAGGAGGCUGUGGAUGAAGUGGAAAAAAGCAACAGCAACUGGAAAAUGCAACUGGAAACCAAAAGCAAUCAGCACCUUCUUGAGCUCCAAGAUGUGAAGGACAAGUGUCGAGAUGCUGAGCUGAGGGUGCACGAACUGGAGAAACUUCAUGGUGAAUAUAAAGAUCAGACACAAGCAAUAGCUUUCUUGAAAGAGCAGAUUUCUUUGGCUGAGAAGAUGAUGUUGGACUAUGAAACACUGCAGAAAACAGAAGCUCAGAGCAAACAGGAGAUCCACAGAUUGCAGGAAAAAGUGCUUGUCUUAGAGAACAAGCUGCAGUCCAUGGAGGCCCUGCAUCCUUCUCAGCAUGCAAAUAUGAUUGAAACUAACGAUAUUUCAGAAGAAAAGAUAAAGAUGAAGCAGACCAUGGAAGACCUCCAAGACAAGCUGAGUAAAAGAGACAAAGAGAUGUCAUCACUGGUGUCCCAGACUGAAACUCUAAGGGCCCAAGUAAGUGCUUUGGAAAAUAAAUGCAAAAUGGCAGAAAAGAAGGCUGAUUCGGUGUUAAAAGAAAAGAAGAGGCUGGAAGGUGAACUGGAAGCCUUGACCAAGAAAACACACGAUGCUUCAGGGCAACUGGUCCUGAUUAGCCAGGAGCUACUCAAGAAGGAAAGGAGCCUGAAUGAGCUGAGAGUGUUGUUACUGGAGGCAAACCGGCACUCGCCUGGGCCAGAGCGGGACCUGAGCCGCGAGGUGCACAAAGCUGAGUGGCGGCUGAAGGAACAGAAGCUCAAAGAUGACAUCAAGGGGCUGCGAGAGAAACUGGUUGUGCUGGACAAGGAAAAAUCUGUAACGGAUCAGCGGCGAUACUCCCUGAUCGACCCCUCAUCGGAGUCAGAAGUGAUCCGGCUGCAGCACCGGCUCGUCAGCACGGAGGAUGUGCUGCGCAAUGCGCUGGAGCAGGGCCACCAGAUGGAGAAGCUCAUGGAAGCAAUGAGGCUGUCCUCUGAGAAAACACAGACUGUUGGAAAUUCUGGGUCUGCGAACGGGAUUCACCAGCAGGAUAAAUCCCACAAGCAAGAGGAGAAGCUCUGAUAGAGAAGAGGUGAAGAGGAUCAUUUCAUGCCAGUAUCAGCUCCUGUGCACAGUCAGGAAAAGCGAUACCCCAUCUGGCUUUAGCACACCUCCAAAAGACUAGACACAGUAUUUUUACUUCAAAGCAGGACAAUGUUUAUAAUACACUAACUGAUGUAAUCAGGACAAUCCUGGAGUCCAGUUUUCCAAGGCAGCCAUUGUUCCAGGAGGGAGUGGAAAGAUCUCUCUGGGUUUGGUUUUCUUACCUGUAUUGGUUUUGACUGUGGAAUUUGUAUUGCUUGAGCUGCCCUUGUCCCACCAGCCGAUGUGGUCUGGAUGACAGCUGCCCUGAACGGUGGCUGGGGUGUCAGCGAGUCCCAGUAACCCCACAGGAACUGCAAAGGGAUUUGCAUGUGGGCUACAACUCCAAAGCACGUGCCCAGAGGCUGCACACUUCCCACGUGGUCUGUCCCUUCCCUUCUACCUGCCCUAGUGUCCUGGAGACCCGCACAAGCGCGUGAAACCUGCUGGGCUGACUGUUCACUCUGGCAUGCGUAAGCUGAGGAAGAUGGGGUGUGGGGACAUGUCUCCCUCCUCACCUUGUAGAAGACAUCGCUGUUCUAGAGCGCAGAGGCUGCACUUAGUGCUUGUAUCGUAGCAUGUCAUGGGAAGUAAUCCGAUUUUGGAGGGGUAUUUAUUUCAUUUCUCACCCACUGCUGUUUGGGGAAGGAGCUGUGGUGGCUCUGAGUUUGGGGACCGGCACACCUCGCUCAGGUGUGGUUGGCCUUUCUUCCUGCAGAGAGAUCGCCGAGCAGGCCUGCUGAUGCCCUGGGCCACUGCCAGGCUGCCCAGCCUGGCCCCCCUCACUCAUACGUGUUUAUUGGGUCUUUUUUGAGCACAGGACUCCACAGAUGGCUGGAUCUCAGCAUCGCUGGCUGGAUCUCAGCAUCGCUGGCCUGAGAGCUCCAUGCUGGCUGCAGUCAGUGUGGGACGGAUGCCUUGAGGAAGUGGUUGCCUCCUUGCCCAUUCGGUUUAACAGCUAGUCAGGGGUUGCCCGGCCAUUCUCCAGAGCUGUCCUUGGCUCUUCAGUGUGAUGCCCAUCCCCUGGGACCGGGAAUGGAGGAGGCGAAGGUGCUGCUGUGAGCCUUCAGGCAAUAGUGGCUGGCUGUAUUUGAUGGGUACAGCAAUCCUCUGUGCAUGACCCGAGUACAAGCAUUUGGAGCAGAAGGAAUCCAAGGCUGGAGCCCACACAGCUCCUGUGUCCGUACACAGCAGUGCAGGCCUGGGCAAGGGUCUUGUUCUUCUGAAGGCUUUACUCUUCCAACUUUGCACCACAGCUCCCAAGGGACAUUAGGGUGGAGGAAGGGGACAAUAUGCUCUUAAAGGUGUGAGAGUCCAGUUCAGAUUCACUGUUCAGUACCACAGGGGACAGUCACAGCAAUAUUGUACCAGGCUUCCCCAGCUAGUGCCCAACUCCUCCAGUCUUCAGAAGCUCUUGCGUUACGAUGGGGCAUCUGUGAAAGAGGACAAGACAGGAGAGACCACUGAGAGAGGAGAUCUGAGCCAGGCCACAGGCAGAUGAACAUCAUGGCAUCAUGCUUUUUGUCCUGAUUCCCUACAAAGCUGUGUUACUUUUUCUUAGUGGGUUGCUGGAUUCCCCUUUCCUUGAAGGAUGGGCGGCCAGAAGCAACCUGGGAAAGACUUUGGCCUCAGGGCUGCAGUUAUGCCAUGAGGAGGAUGUUGCUGAAUCUGGGCUAUGAUACAACACUGGACUCUGCUCACUUGAUGCAGGAUUGGUGAUCUCCCUCCAUUCAAAGGGAGGAUGAGAGAGGAAGGCGACUUCAGGGGAGUAAAGCUUACAGAAAACACAGCUUAAAUCUGGUGCACGGCAGGGGGAGGCAGAGCUUGAGUACUAAUUGCCUGGAAAUGAAUCAAGCAGGAUCCCAUCCUGCCUUGUAGAAGCGUGUCAUCAGCUCAGUAAUCACUAGGAAGAUUGCCACAUCUCGGUCUAGCUCUGGGACUUUCCUAAGGGAUCAGAGGGGGGGUCUCCAAAAUCCUGCUGGUUGGUGUAUUCAUCUCCUAAGCGAUUUGGGAAAAUCCCAGAGGGAGUGUUUGUUGUUACAGUCUGAGACAGUAAGUACCUCACUGGGAGCUGCUGGUUUUAGGAGUUUAGGGCUGGUGUUCCCCAAAGUGCUCGUGCUGGCUGGGUGGUCUCGGGCCACUGCCGCGGCUCCUGCUGGCCUGAGCGGAGCUAACAUAGAGCGCUUGCCUGUCCCCAAACCCAGUGCUUCCCAGGCACCUGUGGGUGGCAGAGUCCAUUCUGGUUUGCAGCUUAUUUUCCUUGAUAGGUCUUCUAGUGACUUGUGGCCAGCUGCCUUCAUCUACAGAGGGAAUGCACCUGCAUUUUCCACCUCCCUUGCUGAACCUCUGGUUCUGCACAGGGCAGGAUCCCCCCAGGAGUGGUUAUGGGGACCAUGUAUUUGGCUCUGUUAGAGAUCCAAAGUUGUCAGGGUGGCAGUGGUUCAGGCUGGAGGAGUCUCUGGCUGCUGUCUCCUUCCAGGGACCAUCCCGGUGAGCAGCUCAGGCCCCUGGCUCUUCCUGGUUGGCUUGGGUGAGAAUGAGCAGGUUUAACAUUAGUACUGAUAGCCCUCUUGGGCUGUAAAUAACUGUGCUGGUCCCUAAGGAUCAGCCAGGAGCUGACAGAGCUGCUUGGCUUUGUGGAGGCUGUGCAGUCUUUGUGUUGCAGGGCUGUACUGAAACAGGCAGCGGGGCGAAGCCACGUCCCCUGUGUCCCCACCCCAGACCCUGACUGUGGUGUCAGCAGGCCAUGUUAAUCACAUGCGUCAUCUGGGUUUCAGCUCAACCCUGUAAACUGGCCAGGAGGGGGUUUGGGCGCCAGCCGUGCCCUCCCUCUCCAAAAUUGGCAUAGGCUUCCCGAGGGCACCUGCCCCUCUGAGGUUGUAAGAGACCAAACUAGGGACAAACUUGGAAAGGACGAGGAGGAGAUUCCCCAGCCCCUCUAUUUAUUUGUAAGUUUAAUUGCUAUUUUUGCCUAUGUGGUGGUGUAUAAAGUACUUCACAAUAUUUGGUCUUACUGGCUUGGUUCUUUGGGGGAGAUUUUCAAAGGCACUGGAGCAGCGAUGCACCCAUCGCCUGUUGUCAGUCAGGGACCGGUUCCUGUUUGUACCUUCACUCCCUCUUUGGCUUCAGCCUUGCUCGUCUCGAUCCUCAAGAGCUGGUGCAGGGGGGCUGUGUCCUCCCCAGCCCUGCUCCUGGCUUGUGUGUGCCAUGCUGGUUUUGUGUCUGGGGCUGGGUCCGGAGCGUGCCUUGGAGCACCGCUGCAGGAUGGGGAGUGAGAGGUAGCCACACAUUUUUUUUCUGAAGCCCUCAGCACCGGGGGCAGGACCGGCACCCUGGCUGUGAGACCACCCCUCACGGCCGGCUGCUUUUCUGCUGAAGGCUGAGGUGUCACCUGGUGAAAAAAAAGUCUUUGAAAUGGAGACUGUUCCAUGUUCAGCGGUUUCUUCUCUAACCCUCUAGACCAAAGGGAAAAGAAUCUGGCUUGAUGAUUUCAGCUUUAUCCCUUCUACAGCAGCCAGAGAGCGGAGCGAGGGGCGGCGCCGGGCCGCUGCCGUGCCGAAGUUGCCAGCCAAGGCUUUACAGCUCUUGCCUACCCCCAGCCACCAGCGGUUCCUCUGGCUUGCGGUAGAGAUGCAUGAGGGUUUCAUUAAAACAAAAUGAUGCAAAUGACACUGUAAAAGUCUUAACAAAAAUUCCAGUACUCCGUUGUUCGGCAGCUUUAGCAGCUCAACGCUAUCUUGUAGGGAGUGAUUAAUACACUAAGUU
This is a messenger RNA of Egretta garzetta (little egret), 7167 nucleotides long. It is a transcript of the gene CLIP2, whose product is annotated as CAP-Gly domain containing linker protein 2. Gene Ontology annotation, cellular component: cytoplasm; nucleus; microtubule plus-end. Gene Ontology annotation, molecular function: microtubule plus-end binding. Lineage: Eukaryota; Metazoa; Chordata; Aves; Pelecaniformes; Ardeidae. Gene Ontology annotation, biological process: cytoplasmic microtubule organization. The transcript has 17 exons. The record is from RefSeq and is a predicted model, not a curated record. Bases 325 to 3342 code for a protein of 1005 amino acids.